This is a messenger RNA of Actinia tenebrosa (Australian red waratah sea anemone), 4627 nucleotides long. RefSeq lists its product as uncharacterized. The record is from RefSeq and is a predicted model, not a curated record. NCBI's taxonomy places the organism in Eukaryota, Metazoa, Cnidaria, Anthozoa, Actiniaria, Actiniidae.
ACAUGGCGGACGUUUGAGUAGCUUGAGUCAAAUUUGUAUUUUCAUUUUUAAUGAUUCAAUUUUUUUAUUCCAAUUAGAUUGUUUUUCUCGCAAAUGGCAAUAAUUUUACACUUAGGAGCUUUUAUAAGCAACAUCUAACCUCGAAAAUUCAGAGCAGUUUUUACUGGAGUCAGUUCACUUUCAAGUAGCUUGUUGUGAGAUAUGAAGUAUCAUUUAAAGCAGCUUACGUUUUAAUAUUCCUUAAAUUUCAAAUAAUCAUGAAUGGCCUAACGUUUAAAAGUCUUCUCAACCAAUAUUGUCAAAAGGCACGCGUUUCUUUGCCAAUUUACUCAACGAAACCAGUCCAAACACUUGCAGGAACUCUAAGCUAUAGCUGUAAUGUCAAGCUGUUUAAUGGGGCCAGUUUUGUAAGCAAAGGACCUUUUACCAACAAGAAAAAUGCGGAGCAGGACGCAGCAAAGCAUGCACUGGUUGCUCUAGGACAAGCAGCUGGCCCUGGAGAGCAAAAUACUGAAGGUAAUGUCUCAGAAACAUGUUGUGGUGCUUCUGAGAGCAUUUCCACUGAAGAGACUUCAUCAAGUAAAAAUACAGUUCAAAAUAGUAAUGUUACUGUAGCUGUGACUAUAGCAUCUACUUCUGAGGGAGUUUUAAUGCCAUCAGUGCAAACAGUUGAUCAACCAAAGCAAAGCAUAUUUCCCACACUUGCUACAGCAAAAAAUAUAUUGAAUGAAAGAGCACAGAAAUUGCACAUAGCUCUACCGUCAUAUCGAACAGAGGCAGAUGGCGUAGGGUUCAUUUCACGGGUUACAUUCAAUGGUGCGACUUAUUGUUCAAAUGGAAGUUGUAGAUUAAAGAAGGAAGCUGAGAAAACUGCCGCACUAGAGGCCUUGAAAGUAUUAAUACAAGAUCCAUUGAAAGGUUAUGGGAAUGCGACAAGUAGUGUUGUGGAAUCGAGUGGACAGGAAUUUUGUAACUUGGAGGAGAAGAAUAAGGGUAUGGUACCCAGUGCUUGUACCUCACAAGAUAAUUCUUGUAAGCUUAUGUCCGACAAUCCGGAAGUAGAGAUGAAUGUUCAAGGUUUCUCUCCUGAUUUGCUUGGACCCUCGUCUUCCGGUUUGCAUGCUUCGGUAGAAUUAUUGCCAAAUACACCUGUUGGAGUUCAAAAUGCAAGUGUACCAGUUUGCCAGCCAUCACCUGUGUCAUUCAAGAAUCUACUUCAGGAAUACAUGCAGCAAAGAGGAAUAGUUGUGGGUCCAAAAUAUGUGACAUCCAUGUCAGAUUUUGGCCUCUUCAAAUCCACAGUCCAUUUUUGUGGUAAAUUCAUUGAAUGCAACCAAGGGUUUUCUACCAAGAAACAAGCAGAGCAGAUGGCUGCAAGGCAGGCACUAUUAGAUCUUGGUGUUGAAGAACCUGAAAGCCUUGGCACCUCAAGAAAAGUAAAAGACAGAACAAGAAAAUUGGGAUCUUUGAAGAGAAAACAUUUCCAAGGUCCUGGAGAUUUGGGUUUCCUUUGGGACUCUCCACCAAACUUGGAUCCCAGACUCAGAAAGAGACGACGUCUAGAUGAAAGCCCAUUUGCAACAAAAAACCUCAAGCUACAAAGUCCUCUGGUACAAAAAACUCUUGGUCACGUUGAAUUUUUGAGCGUUGGAGAAAUAUGGAAAGAAAAGAAAAAUGUAGCAAUUAUCGGGAAUGAUAAAACUUCAUUUGUUUUGCACUGCACAAGGGUUGAUGGUUCUCUUCAAAUAUUGAACACUAGGAUCAUGGAAAACGUGGAGCUGAGACAAGGUUAUCGCAUUAUUGGUCUUGAUGCUGAUUUGGUACAAAGACAAGGUCGUCUUAUCUUGCAGUCAAAGAGUUGUGCAGAUAUUGAGGUGCCUGAAACACCUGAUCCUGUGUUGAUCAGCUGUGGUGCUGUUGUUUUACAUUUAGAUCCAAAUAACAGGAGUGGGGUGCAAUGUGGUGUGGUGUGGRCUAGAGCUCAGGAAGAACUUUCUCGUCGUAUAUCCUGUGGUGCCAAUACUGAUGAUGCAAGCAGCUAUCCUUGGGGACUCCCAAAAGGGAACUUUCGACACAGAAUGCUAAGUACAGGUCUUCACAUUGAAAAGCCCUCAGAAUGUGCAGCAAGAGAGCUGAGAGAAGAGACUGGUAUCCAAGUAGAUCCAUGCGAUCUGGAAAAGAUCUCUUAUGUGGACAUACCACAGGAUGACAAUCUGAACCCCCACAAGGGUGAUGUGGCCCGUUAUUUUCUGUAUAUUUACAACCCGAUAAUUGAAGAUCUUGGCUCUAGUACCAAUGACAAUGAUAUGUCUAACACUCAGUCAGAAGCUGUUUUACAAUCAGACCAAAGUGUGGGAGCCUGUGAGGAUGUUAAUAAAGAUGCAGUGCUGCCGGUUUUAGUUCAAAGAGAACCAAUUGAAAGAAAAGAUGAAGAGAUUGAAUGUGUUACUAAUGAGAGUGGUGAUGCUGCUCACGCGACUUUAAUAGAAUCUUAUCAGGAAACCGGAGAAGRAAAUAUAAGAAUUGCUUCACUGUCAGAAAAACUAAUUGAUUCAUCAUCAAAAGAAACAGCAGAAAAACCCUCCAACACCAACACCAAGGAACCCAAGAUAGAGACAUGUCUUGCACUUCCAUCACCACCAUCACCAUUGCCAUUGAAAGCAGAGAAGAAGACCAUUCUAGCCAAAGUAAAGGAAAGCAGAAAAGAGUCUUUGGAUUCUUCUGUUGUUAAAGAUCCAUGUGUCACUUCCUGUACUUCCAUCUCAUCAUCAUCAACAACAACAGCAGCAGCAACUACAUCAUCAAGCCUCAAGAAGAAAACACCGUUAAACACUGACUUUGAAACAGAGUAUUGUUCUUCGAAGGACUCUAACUUUUCCUGUAUUAGUAAAUCAGACCCAAUAUAUCCCACAAUGCCUUGCAAAGGUAAUUUAUUUAACAUAAAUUCUGAAAUAAAAGAUGACAUUCGAGAAGAUAACAAGACGUUAGACUUGAUGGAAGAUAGUGAGCUAGGAGCUAAGGGAAUAGCUGAUGAUGAACAACUAAGUCUCUUUAAAAAUGAUAAUGCAUCCACUGAUGUUCAGUGCAGAACAGACCAGGAGAAGCGAGGACAAAAGAGAAAACGAGGUUCAUCUGAGGAUGAGGAAUCAGGAGGUGAAGAUGAUAAACCUGAUAAUACCCACCAAGAGCCUGGCACUAGUACCCCAACAACAACUGACCCAUAUAGGUACCAGUCUCCCAUCGUCCAAGGUGCAAAACACGAAGAGUGUUCCUGGUUCCCAAUAGAUGAGGCCUUGAAGAUAUCUCYAUCUUUUGCCACUAUUUACGAAACAGAAAAAUUCUCAGAACUUUUGAUGUCACUCAAAAACACUUGGACGUGAAUUGUGAUUGUUGCUUGUCCCACAUCGUCCACCAGAAAAGAAAGGGCAGCCAACUCAUCUACAAUCUUGGAGAAAAAUAGUUGAGAAUUGCAGCCCCCUCCCCCUCCCCCCUCUCCCCCAGAUAUAAAUAAUGAAUGGUCCCUACACUUUGCAUGGUCAGUUGGUUAAUACUGGCGGGAAAAGGGCAAGUUAUUAUUGCGGAAGUUUGAACAAGUUUGAAUUUUAUUGUAAUUUCUCAUAUCACAAGGUUCCAUUUUAAACUAGCCUGCAAAAAAACUGACGACUCUUAGCAUAAAUUAAAUAAUUUAUCAUUCCUAAUAAAUACGGAAUAAAUCUGGCCAAAUUCAAGUUUUUAAUGUUAUUGACAAAACAGGCAAUCAUAUAUUUCAUUUAUGACGUCAAUUUUUACAUGAGGGCUGGCCUCGAGUUGCAAAUUACCGCUGUGUUCCUUGAUUACUGACUAAUUUACUCAGGGCUAGCCUCAUAUCAGUGCCUAAAUAUUCACAAAUACCAACGGUAAAGUAAAGAAUGUAUAACUUCAACAAUACAAACACUUUGAAAUUCCACAGACAUUCACUGAAACACGUGGAUAUGCUGCACAAAGUUGAGGCUAACCCAGACUACUGGAGUAUCAUGAAGUCUUACUGCCUUGGCUUCUCUACCAGAUUGUGUCAUACCAAUAUAAUAUUUUCCCCAUAGUAGCUGCAUUGAUGAUGAUUCCCAAGAGACAAAGACAUGGCGGCCAUGUUGGUGCCAUGAACAAUAAGAAAUCUUUUGUCAAAUACCACCAACAUGGCGGCUAGAGGGCACGGCCAUCUUGGAGGACACAAUCAUAUAAAAUAUCGCGCAAUAAAACCUUAGUUUAAAUUAUUUUGACUACAAGAUGGCCUAAGUAAAGCCCAUCUCUCGAUAUAAUAAUGAUAAGGUAUGUACAUGAAUAAAUACCAUAGCUAAAACUUUUCUAUAUCUACAAAUUAUACAGAUUAUACGACUGUUGAAUAGACCUAAUCCACUGUUUUCCCAUUUCACACCGUAUCAUUCCCCAGAGUAUUAUUUCUUUAUUUAACAGUUGCACAUGAGAAUACGCAUGAAUAUGGAUACAACUCAAACAAAGAAUAUUAUUCUCAAGGGAAUGACACGUGGUCUGAAAUGGGCAAAACAUGUCGUUAUGACUGAUUAUUGCGCGCAUGUGGGCAUAUGCAUAUGGAAUAUGCGCGUUAUAAAUAUUAAAGUUAUUAUAGUUAUUA